ACACCCACUCCGUCCCUCCCAUCCCACCGCUCCUUCCUCCUCGCCUUCGACCGCCAUUGACACCACCUCCAUUUCCACUCCCGUUCUUGAUCUUGCAACCCGAAUGCGCCUCCAUUUUCCCUCUGCUCCAAUCCCAGAGUGAUCGCUGCUGCUCUUGAGAUAGAGCCGGACAGCAUUCCCCCUCCGAUCCCUUAGCCAAACCUUGAGAAAAACCCGCGAAUCAUGUAGAGCACACCAUCGGUCUUCAGCAUCGACCCAGAUCCAACCAAAAAACCACAAAAAAAAUCAGUCACUUCCCUCCUAGUAGUUCCAAAAGGCUGCAGGGUUGCAUAUCUAGUAGGCUGGAUUCACCCGCACUGAGACCUUAGCACGAAAUCUAGAAAAGCCUCCAGAUCAUGUAAAUUUGUCCGCCGUCUUUGCUUGCCACCCAGCCAAAAAACCAACAAAAAAAAGUUGACAGAAACUCCAAUCAUGCAUCGCUAGUCGUAGCCAUCAGUCGCCGUCCUGCGAUCCUGCUGGAGGUAAUCCGUCCAUUGCCGUAGCACCAUCGCCUUCGCGAAAACCGUCAAAUCAUGUAGUUAGUGAGCCUCCUAUUUCCAUUCCACCGCCGCAUUCCUCUUGAAAACACCCAAAAAAAGAGAGAGGGAGUUGAUUAGCAGAGUGGUGUGAUGGAGGCGGCGGCGGCAACUGGGGCGGAGACGCCGAACCUGUCGGCGCCCGCGACGCCGGGGACGCCGGCGCCGCUGUUCGCGGGGCCGCGGGUGGACUCGCUGUCGUACGAGCGCAAGUCGAUGCCGCGGUGCAGGUGCCUGCCGGUGGACGCGUGGAUGUCGCCCAGCGCCUGCGUCCUGGAGAUCCCCGCGCCGGACGUCUCGCUCCCCCGCAAGCUUGGCGCGGAGUUCGUGGGCACGUUCAUCCUCAUCUUCUUCGCGACGGCGGCGCCGAUCGUGAACCAGAAGUACGGCGGCGUGAUCUCGCCGUUCGGGAACGCGGCGUGCGCGGGCCUGGCGGUGACGACCAUCAUCCUGUCGACGGGCCACAUCUCCGGCGCGCACCUGAACCCGUCCCUGACCAUCGCCUUCGCGGCGUUCCGCCACUUCCCCUGGCUCCAGGUCCCCGCCUACGUGACGGCCCAGGUGCUGGGUUCCAUCUGCGCCGGGUUCGCGCUCAAGGGCGUCUUCCACCCGUUCCUCUCCGGCGGGGUCACCGUCCCCGACGUCUCCAUCUCCACCGCCCAGGCCCUUUUCACCGAGUUCAUCAUCACCUUCAACCUCCUCUUCGUCGUCACCGCGGUCGCCACCGACACCCGCGCAGUGGGCGAGCUCGCCGGGAUCGCGGUGGGAGCCGCCGUCACGCUCAACAUCCUCGUGGCCGGGCCGACGACGGGAGGGUCGAUGAACCCGGUGAGGACGCUGGGGCCGGCGGUAGCGGCGGGGAACUACAGGCAGCUGUGGAUAUACCUGGUGGCGCCGACGCUGGGUGCGGUGUGCGGCGCCGGCGUGUACAAGCUGGUCAAGCUCAGGGACGUGAACGGCGAGACGCCGCGCCCGCAGCGCAGCUUCCGGCGCUGACGCGAUGUGCACGCAGACUCCGGCCCGUGCAUGCACGGUUGGUUGCUGAUCUAUGGCACUGUCGAUCGGGCAGCAACAGCCGGGUGCGUACGGACGCCGGUAGCAUCUACUCCUACGUACGAUUUCCAUGUUCCAGACUUCCAGUGCCACGGAUUGUGUCCCGUGAUUGAUUGUAAUAAAUGAAUUAACGCCGUUCUGCACUUCUGCUACGUCCAGAACGGCGUGGACUUGUGCUUUAUUUACUCCUAUAUAUAUGUGCGCCCGGGCGUGUCAGAAUAAACAUUACGCCCAUGCGCCGGCUGACGGCCGGGCAUCUGGCUGUCUGAAUGUACUACCGUCUAUUUCUACAAAAAGUUGUAUACGUCCGCAUUUCCUUCUUU
This is a messenger RNA of Triticum dicoccoides, 1951 nucleotides long. RefSeq names its product aquaporin NIP3-1-like. Gene Ontology annotation, biological process: transmembrane transport. The coding region runs from base 669 to 1571 and encodes 300 amino acids. Gene Ontology annotation, molecular function: channel activity. Gene Ontology annotation, cellular component: membrane. Lineage: Eukaryota; Viridiplantae; Streptophyta; Magnoliopsida; Poales; Poaceae. The record is from RefSeq and is a predicted model, not a curated record. The transcript is spliced from 4 exons.